Molecule: messenger RNA, 2334 nt
Organism: Penicillium cosmopolitanum
Lineage: Eukaryota; Fungi; Ascomycota; Eurotiomycetes; Eurotiales; Aspergillaceae
Exons: 3
Coding region: 1-2334 (777 amino acids)
Cellular component (GO): nucleus; cytoplasm
Source: RefSeq, a predicted model, not a curated record
AUGUUUAUGCUCCGCAACGUCCGACCCCUCUCUCCAAAGGGCUAUUCGGAGCUCAUCUUCAAAGACGCCGCGGCCACUAUCCGACGGACAGGCCAGGAAUUUCAAUACCAACUGGUUGUUCAGAGAGCCUACGAAGAAGGCGAGGAGGACCUUGCCGACGACGAGGACGAGCAGGGUGCCGCCGACGGUCUGGACAAAGACGAGAAGGUUUUCCUGCUCGACCAGUCUUUGCACUUCCGCUCCGAAGUUCGUGAGGGAGGUAUUAAGAUUCUUGCAUGGGACGAUCUGAGUGGUGACGAGGGAGACCUUUUUGAAUUCAUCUGUGACUCUUCGGUCCCCGCCGACAAACUUGCCACCUUUGAGCUUGCCGCGAUACAGUGCCAGUACGAACGGAAAUUCCGCCGCACCGCCCAAAAGGCUACUGAAGACGAACUUCAAGAGUUUUCUCACCAAGAGGAGCACCCUAUUCCCUCUGCAAGCCCUGUCCCGUCCCCGACCUCCAAGUCCCAAGUGCCUCCCGUGACGUCGGGCGAGUCUGCUGCCGCUAUGGCGCAAGAUGUCAAGUACGCCCAAUCCAAGGGCCAAACCAAGACAGCCGCCCCCAACGAGGAGUCCACUACCGCUCCGCCCUCCGCGCCCCAGCCUGAAUCCAAGGAGAUUCUCACAAAAGAGAGGGCUGAACUUCACAUGUUUGAUUUCCCAACUGGAACUUUUAUUUUGCAGGAUUCAGAAGUUGUGGCAACUGUCUCGGAGAUCGGAAACUGGCAAUACUGGCUUCAAAUUACUGGCAGCGAGAAGGAAUGGCUGGGUCAAGCUGUUGUCGGUGACAUCAACCCUGUUUUCAACUUCGAGUACCUUUCCUUUAUCUUCAACCACUACGCUGAGGAUGGAUCGGCUUACUCGUGGCUCCUGCGCUUCAAGGACCAGGUUUCCGAGGAACGCUUCCAGGAGGGUCUCAUGCAGGCUCUCUGGGAACAGCUUAACGAAAUGAAGUGGACCAAGGUCAAGGAGAAUGACCGAGAAUAUGUGCUCGAUGCUUUCCAGGACCUCACAAUGGAAGACGCCGAUGCUCUGCCCGAGGAAGAGGAAGAAGAAGAAGAAGAGGAGGAGCACGAAACCGACCAGGAUGAUGGCCAACGGAGUGAGCACUACGAUAGCGAUGAGGAGGAGGAUGACGUCGUCACUCGCGACCAGGAUGGCAAUGUCAACUCCCAGCUUGCAGUCGGCUACAACGACCGCUCAUUCGUGGUCCGCGGGUCCAAGAUUGGUGUCUUCAAGCACACCGACAACAACAACCUGGAAUUCUCGACCAAUAUUUCUAAAGUGGAAACCCCUGGUGGCAAGUUAUUCAGCCCGAAGAAGGUCAUGCUUCACGCAGAGGAUCGCAACAUGAUUCUCCAGAAUGGCGAUGAUCCCAACUCGCUGUUCAAGAUGGAUCUUGAGUAUGGCAAGGUCGUCGAUGAGUGGAAGGUUCACGACGACAUUCCUGUCGAGACAUUCGCCCCUGAGACGAAAUUCGCCCAAAUGACAUCUGCCCAGCCGUUUGUUGGUGCUUCUAAGAAUGCUUUGUACCGCAUCGAUCCUCGUGUCUCCGGCAACAAGUUGGUUGAUACCGACCUGAAGCAGUAUGCUAGUAAGAACGAUUUCUCUGCCAUGGCCACGACUGAGAAGGGAUAUCUUGCCGUCGCUUCCGACAAGGGUGAUAUUCGCAUGUUCGAUCGCCUGGGUAUCAACGCCAAGACUCACAUUCCCGCUCUCGGGGAGAAGAUCAUCGGUGUCGAUGUGUCGGCCGAUGGUCGUUGGGUGCUCGCCACGUGCCGUACUUAUCUCCUUCUGAUCGACGCGCUGCAGAAGGACGGCAAGAAUGAGGGCAAGCUCGGAUUUGAGAAGUCCUUCGCCAAGGAUUCGAAGCCUCAGCCUCGCCGUCUGGGUCUCCAGCCUGCCCACGUCGCGCAGUUCCAGCACGAGACCAAGCAGCCCCUAGCAUUCACUCCUGCCCGCUUCAACACUGGUGUUGACUCGGAGGAAACAUCUAUCAUUACUGCAACCGGUCCCUUCAUUAUCACCUGGGGCCUGAAGAAGAUCCUUUCUGGUCGCAAGGACCCAUACACAAUCAAGCGUUAUGGCGAAGAUGUCAUGGCGGACAAUUUCCGCUUCGGCUCUGAUAAGAACGUUAUUGUCGCCCUUCCCAACGAGGUUAACAUGGUUGCCAAGCGUACCUUCCAGAAGCCUACUCGCGAGAGUAUCGCCGGUCCUAUCACACCUGCUCGUGGACGCAGCGGCAGGUUCAGCAGCCAUCUGGGAAGAAACGACAUUGUCAAUUCGCCAUACUAA